CCCAGCGACGGCCGUAAGUGGCGGGCGGAAGCGGCCCUAGAAGCCCGCCGUAAACGGCUCCCUCGCGCCACUUCCGGCCGGCUUCUGCAGACGGCGCUGGUGGUCGAUCGUGUGGCGCCGGAGGACGUUCCCCGCGGCCGGAGCCAUGGAGAUGCCGCUGCCCCCAGAUGACCAGGAGCUUCGAAAUGUCAUCGACAAGCUCGCCCAGUUCGUGGCUCGCAAUGGGCCCGAGUUUGAGAAGAUGACUAUGGAGAAGCAGAAAGACAACCCCAAAUUCUCGUUUCUGUUCGGAGGCGAAUUCUACAGUUACUACAAGUGCAAGCUGGCGCUGGAGCAGCAGCAGCUCAUCUGCAAGCAGCAGACCCCAGAGCUGGAGCCAGCUGCCGCCAUGCCGCCCCUGCCACAGCCCCCGCUGGCCCCUGCCGCGCCCAUCCCGCCGGCCCAGGGCGCACCGUCCAUGGACGAGCUCAUCCAGCAGAGCCAGUGGAACCUCCAGCAGCAGGAGCAGCACUUGCUGGCGCUCAGACAGGAGCAAGUGACAGCAGCUGUGGCCCACGCGGUGGAACAGCAGAUGCAGAAGCUUCUGGAGGAGACCCAACUAGACAUGAACGAGUUUGACAACCUGCUGCAGCCCAUCAUCGACACGUGCACCAAGGACGCCAUCUCGGCCGGGAAGAACUGGAUGUUCAGCAAUGCCAAGUCCCCACCGCACUGUGAGCUGAUGGCCGGCCACCUCCGGAACCGCAUCACGGCUGACGGGGCACACUUUGAGCUGCGGCUGCACCUCAUCUACCUGAUCAACGACGUGCUGCACCACUGGGCCCUGACGCGCGGAAAGUCUCUCCCUCACAGCCAGCGCAAGCAGGCCCGGGAGCUGCUGGCCGCCCUGCAGAAAGUCGUGGUGCCCAUCUACUGCACCAGCUUCCUGGCCGUGGAGGAAGAUAAGCAGCAGAAGAUCGCCCGGCUCCUGCAGCUCUGGGAGAAAAACGGCUACUUCGAUGACUCCAUCAUUCAGCAGCUACAGAGCCCGGCCCUGGGGCUUGGUCAGUACCAGGCCACCCUCAUCAACGAGUACUCCUCGGUGGUCCAGCCGGUGCAGCUGGCCUUCCAGCAGCAGAUCCAGACCCUCAAGACGCAGCACGAGGAGUUCGUCACCAGCCUGGCCCAGCAGCAGCAGCAGCAGCAACAGCAGCAGCAGCAGCUCCAGAUGCCGCAGAUGGAGGCUGAAGUCAAGGCCACGCCUCCACCGCCUGCCCCGCCCCCGGCCCCAGCACCUGCCCCUGCCAUCCCGCCCACCACCCAGCCCGAUGACAGCAAGCCUCCCAUCCAGAUGCCCGGCUCUUCAGAGUACGAAGCCCCAGGAGGGGUCCAGGAUCCCGCAGCCGCUGGCCCCCGGGGCCCUGGGCCGCACGACCAGAUCCCACCGAACAAGCCCCCUUGGUUUGACCAGCCUCACCCCGUGGCUCCUUGGGGCCAGCAGCAGCCGCCAGAGCAGCCGCCCUACCCGCACCACCAGGGCGGCCCACCCCACUGCCCCCCCUGGAACAACAGCCACGAAGGCAUGUGGGGCGAGCAGCGUGGUGACCCUGGUUGGAACGGCCAGCGCGACGCGCCCUGGAACAACCAGCCUGACCCGGCCUGGAACAGCCAGUUCGAGGGCCCCUGGAACAGCCAGCACGAGCAGCCGCCCUGGGGCGGGGGCCAGCGCGAGCCGCCCUUCCGCAUGCAGCGGCCCCCACACUUCCGGGGGCCCUUCCCGCCCCACCAGCAGCACCCGCAGUUCAACCAGCCUCCACACCCCCACAACUUCAACCGCUUCCCGCCCCGCUUCAUGCAGGACGACUUCCCACCACGGCACCCCUUCGAGCGGCCGCCCUAUCCCCACCGCUUCGACUACCCCCAGGGGGACUUCCCUGCCGAAAUGGGCCCCCCUCACCACCACCCUGGCCAUCGCAUGCCUCAUCCUGGUAUCAACGAGCACCCGCCCUGGGCUGGACCCCAGCACCCCGACUUCGGCCCUCCCCCCCACGGCUUCAACGGGCAGCCCCCACACAUGCGGCGACAGGGCCCGCCCCACAUCAACCACGAUGACCCCAGCCUGGUCCCCAACGUGCCCUAUUUCGAUCUCCCUGCCGGGCUGAUGGCCCCCCUCGUGAAGCUGGAAGAUCACGAGUACAAGCCUUUGGACCCUAAAGACAUCCGCCUUCCACCCCCCAUGCCGCCCAGCGAGAGGCUGCUGGCUGCGGUGGAGGCCUUCUACAGCCCCCCAUCCCACGACAGACCCAGGAACAGUGAAGGCUGGGAGCAGAACGGCCUCUAUGAGUUCUUCCGAGCAAAAAUGCGGGCCCGGCGGAGGAAAGGCCAGGAGAAGAGGAACAGUGGACCCUCGAGGUCUCGGAGCAGAUCCAAGAGUCGAGGGCGUUCUUCCUCCCGCUCCAACUCAAGAUCCUCCAAGUCUUCAGGCUCGUACUCAAGGUCAAGGUCUCGCUCCUGCUCCCGCUCCUACUCCCGCUCCAGAUCCAGAAGUCGGAGCAGGUCACGCUCCUCCAGAAGCCGCUCCCGGUCCCAGUCACGGUCCCGGUCCAAGUCGUACUCCCCAGGAAGAAGACGCCGGUCACGGUCCAGGAGCCCCACCCCGCCUUCCUCUGCUGGUCUGGGUUCUAAUUCGGCACCUCCCAUCCCUGACUCAAGACUCGGAGAAGAGAACAAAGGCCAUCAGAUGCUGGUGAAGAUGGGCUGGAGUGGCUCUGGCGGCCUCGGCGCGAAGGAGCAAGGGAUCCAGGACCCCAUCAAGGGCGGGGAUGUCCGGGAUAAGUGGGACCAGUAUAAAGGCGUGGGCGUGGCCCUGGACGACCCCUACGAGAACUACCGCAGGAACAAGAGCUACUCCUUCAUUGCCCGCAUGAAGGCCAGGGACGAGUGUAAGUAGGCGCCCAUGCCGGGAAGCGCCGCGCCGGUGGCCAGCGGUGCCGGCCGUGGGACCUUCUGGCUGACUGGCAGUGGAAGAUCACGGUGACAGUUCAGUUCUCACACCGUCUCCACUUGUGGAGAGCCACAGGAAGAGAAGGAAGACCAGCGCAUGCCCAAUGGGAACACCAUGCUCCAUGGCGUGGAGGGCACGGGCGCCACCCACAGACCACACCAGGAGGCGCUACAGCCACCAGGGCCCCAGGCUCAUUUCCUUGUACAGUGAAGCAAGAAACACAAGACCCUCCGCCCCGAGUAAGAAUUCUUCACCCAUGAAGGGAUGGAUGUGCAUCUGCCCUACGUCAGAUUGAAGCCUCCUCUUAGGCUCCAGGAGGAGCAUGUGCGGGAGGGGUCGGCCUGGGCUGGGCCAGAGCCGGCGCCCCAGCUCCGUCCUCCAGCUCCCAGCGCCCACCAACCCUGACCCGGUUUCCCCUCGGCUGUGUAGGGACAAAGCUGAGGCCCAGUGCCAUGACUGCCCGCAGAUUGAAAAACAGAAACACAACGUUUUUGACUUGACUUGCAAAGUGAAGCAGGGUUUUCAUUUUUACUCCCCUUGGUUUAGUUUUAGAAAGAAUAUUGACCUGAGAGGGGGCCCAGUGAGAUUCUGAAACCCAAUUCUUCGAAGGCGUACUGGCCCUUAGUUCAGUUAUUUUAGUUGUUUAAGUUGAUAUUUUUUUUCUGGAAUGUAGCCAUUUGCUGUUAUCUGGGAAACAGAAGAUUCAACAGGAAACCAGCCUAAGACACUUCAGGUCGAGCGCUCCCUUGGAGUCCGUGCCCGUCGCAUCCCCUGCUUGAGUUUUGCACUUGGAAGAACCCUGCACCGGCUGGCGUGUGCUAUGGCCCCGUCCCAUCCAGAGCGUGGAGCCCGACCCCAGCCAGCACCUCCCGCUCCGUCAUUUCAUUUCACACCCGUGAAGGGAGGGGAGGCCAGGAGGGAGCUGCCCCUGUGGAAGCUGGUGGGCAACUGCUGGGAAUCGGCCACACGUGGUGUCCGUGGGCAGCCUGGCGCAAUGCCAUUCAUUUGUACAAAAACAUUUUUGAAAAAUUUUCAAUAAGAUGCGAAAUCCUCCAACUUUUCAACCCAACGUGAUGAAUAUUUGAUUUUGUUCUAGAUUUCCUGUAGCUGUGAAUUGUUAAAAUGUAUGAUUCAGGAUAAGACGUAAACACGUGCUGUUAGUAAUUUCUUGUGGAUUUCAUUGUUUUGCCUUCAAAUAAAGCCUUUUUUU
Macaca mulatta (Rhesus monkey) is the source of this 4193-nucleotide messenger RNA. NCBI's taxonomy places the organism in Eukaryota, Metazoa, Chordata, Mammalia, Primates, Cercopithecidae. The record is from RefSeq and is a predicted model, not a curated record.